Molecule: messenger RNA, 4121 nt
Organism: Triplophysa rosa
Lineage: Eukaryota; Metazoa; Chordata; Actinopteri; Cypriniformes; Nemacheilidae
Product: E3 ubiquitin-protein ligase TRIM39-like
Exons: 8
Coding region: 193-1791 (532 amino acids)
Molecular function (GO): protein binding; zinc ion binding
Source: RefSeq, a predicted model, not a curated record
GCAGGUGGAGCCUGGAACUGAAUGAAAUAAUGUGACAAAACGAAAGUUUAAAAUAGCUUCGCCGUUGUGUAUGAUGGCGGCGUGCAGAUCGUUAAGAUCUUUUUGACGGAAAAAAUGAGCAGGCCUACAGCGAGUAACGUUCAUUUCCUGCAUAGAGUUUUUACUUCUCCCUAACCUCAGUUUACAAGACAUAUGGCUUCCUCCAGCAGUGCUCUGUCUGAAGAGCAGCUACAGUGCUCCAUCUGUCUGGAAGUGUUCACUGAUCCCGUCUCCACUCCAUGUGGACACAACUUCUGCAGGGAUUGCCUCAAGAAAUGCUGGGACUGCACUCAGUAUUAUAGUUGUCCGAUGUGCAAGGAGACUUUCAAAAAACGACCGGAGCUCAGAGUCAACACAACAUUCAGAGAGUUCGUGGAUCACUUUAAGAAGCGCUGUAAUGAUGGAGAGCAUAUAGUGCGCUGUGAUGUGUGUACGGGGAAGUGCAAAAGAGCAGUGAAGUCUUGUCUGAACUGUGAAACGUCGUUUUGUGAAACUCAUCUGGAAUCCCAUGAAACUGCACCAAAACUUAGGGAGCACACACUCAUUGACCCUGUGGAGAAUCUUGAGGACUACAUAUGUCAGAAUCAUAAAAGACCUUUGGAUCAGUUCUGUAGAAGUGAUCAGGUGUGUGUGUGCCAUUUCUGCGCCCAGGGAGACCACAAAAGCCAUGAAAUCGUUCCUCUAGAAGAGGAGAGUGGAGUUAAAAUGGCUGAGAUCAGGAAAACUCAGGCGAACAUACAUCUAAUGAUAAAGGAUAAACAAGAAAAAAAUGAAGAGAUCAAAGGUUUGAUGGAGUACAAGAAGAGAAACACUGAGAAAGAGCAGACAGAAAGUGAGGCGCUUUUCGCGGCAUUGGUGAGCUCCAUUAAGAAAAGCAAGGAGGAACUUCUUGAAGUGAUGGAGGAGGACAGGAAAGCGGCUGAAGGGCGAGCUAGAGCUCUUACUAAAGAGCUGAAGAAGGACAUCGCAGAGUUAAAGUCAAGAGAUGCUGAACUGGAGCAGAUCUUACAUACUGAUGAUCAUCUCCACAUCCUGCAGGCCAAGCAGUCCCUUUUUAGACCUCCACAGCACAAUACCCUGCCUGUAUUUAACUGUAACACACAUCUAGAUACAGAGACGCUGAAGAAGACACUGUCACAAUGUCAGGAAUCAUUCCGUAAUCAAAUGGAGGAGCUUCCUAUCAUAAAACUUAAGAGAAUUCAGAAAUAUGCAGUGGAUGUGACUUUAAACCCCACCACAGCCCAUCCAACUAUCAUUUUGUCAGAAGAUCGGAAACAAGUGUGGUGCAGAGGAGAAGAGCAGAAUGUUCCAGACAAUGAGGAAAGAUUCAGUUUACGUGUUAGUGUUCUCGGAGAGGAGGGAUUCUCCAAAGGGAAAUUUUACUUUGAGGUGCAAGUCAUGGGGAAAACAGACUGGGAUAUAGGGGUGGCUAAAGAGUCUAUAAAAAGGAAAGGGCUUAUCUCACUGAGCCCAAAUAAUGGAUACUGGAUUUUGUGGCAUAGGAAUAGUGAUGAGUAUCAUGUUGUACAGGAUACUCUCCCUGUACAGCUUGAUCUAAAGGUGAAGCCCCAGAAGGUUGGAGUAUUUGUGGAUUAUGAGGAAGGUUUUGUCUCCUUCUAUGAUGUAAAUGCCAGAUCUCACAUCUACUCUUAUAGUGGUCAGACCUUCACUGAGAAACUCUACCCGUAUGCUUGUCCAUGUUUACAUCUUUUGGGUAAAAAUGCAGACCCACUGGUCUUCACUUCUGUUUGAACGUUAUGAAUAAAAGGAAAUGAUUAACAUUUUAGAUGUGAAGGCUGAGAGAAUCAUCUGAAAAUAUUGAAAUGUCUGUAAAUAAAUGUAUACAGAGGUUUAAAAUAUAUACAGUAUAUAUAUAUGCCUAUAUAUUAUAUAAGUAAAAUCUCGUCCGCUUCUCUUCCCUUAUAAAAUAAACUUUCCACUAGUGCUAGUGAUGCUGUUGUACUAGCCUAUUCAGAGAAUGUUCCCGUUUGUUAAUUGCUCCAUGGCUCCCCCUGGUGCUCAAAUAGUAGCAGGCGGAAAUAAAAUAUAUUUCUUAUGCAUUUCUGUAAUGUUCUUGCUAUAUUAUGCUUUUUUACACAUUAUGCUUUUUAAUGAAUUGGUAACACGCAACUACACAAUUACUUACUGAAGCCAUAAAAGUACACACAGAGCCAAAUUAAUAGUGGGAUUCUCAAAUGCGUCUCCUGUGACCUCGCUCACCCUUCAGCCUUGAGAUUUUAUUUCUCCUCUGUUUUGAUGUUCUGGUUUUUCGUUUAGUUUAGAGAUUAAUGUAUUUGAAUAAUGUUAACUUUAUUAUGGGGUUAACACUGAGGUUUAGCAUGUAAAUUUAUCCAUGUCAAACAAAGUCAGUGAUUAGACUACCGAAUUUAAGUUAGAAAAACAUUUAUUCCUGCAUCUUUCUCUUUAUUUACACACGCAAACAAACAAAUUAAUGUAGCCUACCCUUAAUUGGGUGUCAGCUGGAGAAAUUCACCUGCCGCACGUGGGAAGCCAAUGUGUUUGCAGUUGGGUUGGAAGUUUUGACCAGGUUAUUCAUCUAUUAAACUGCUGUUUUCAAAGAAAUUGAGACAUUUCCUGAUUAAACUCUAUUGGUAGCCUAUAUCUGACUUACAGCUAAUGAACCUGCAAAUCACCACAAUAUCUGUCCUCAAUAUACAAUUAUUCCUUUUUUUAAUCCACUUUCUCUGUAAUGAACUUUUCUUGCAUUCACUUUGAGCUGCCACAGGCAAGGGUUUGCGCUAUGCAACUUUACAAUUUUAUUUUUUUUCUUUGAUGCAAACAAAGCUUUUCAGUUAGAUCGUAAGGGCUUUAUGUAUGGAGACUAUGCUUAGUGUUUCCUUGCUGCUUGGCGUUUUGUACUUAAUUCAAGAACUGAAGAUGCCGUGACCCCAUGCUUGUGAAUUACCCAGUAAUAUUGUUGUAUUAGUUCGUCAGCAUGUACAGUAUGUUUGUCAUUUGUUAGGUCACAUAAAUGCAUGUGGUCCAUUAAAGAAAGGGCUGUAUUACACACCACAUCCCUCAUAGCCUCAGUUUCCCUCAGGCAAUUUUAACAUUAAACUUAACCAAAUGUAACAGUGCAGCAAGACCACAGUAACAAUUAUGAAGGACAUAGUCCAAAUGUCACUCCAUUGCUGAAAAAAAUGUUGCAGCAAUGCUUGUGGACAAUACAUCAUCAUCUCUCACUCGCGCCCCUCUCCCUCUCUCUCACACACCCACAUGGUGGGUGUCUAUAGUAAAUGCAUUUUUAUAUUCUGCCUAAUGGCCAUUUGGGGGAGAGGUGUUGUAAAGUGCCUGAGUGUCUAAUAGUGCAUCUCAUUUGCAGUAAAGCAUGUUUGUCCAGCUAAACUCUCAAUCAUCAUCAUCUUUGUCUUUAGGGUAAUAGCCAGAGGGUAAUAGCCAGACAUGUGGGUGACUGAUCAAUGAGAAUAGAUUUGUAUUGAUUGCUGUUGGCGUACUCCACACAUGCACUUUGGCUUUUGAUCCUGCCUUCCAGUUGUGUUCCGUCAAUCUUUAUAUUUAAAUAUCUAUUUUAGGAUGUACUGUAACGUGUGAGAGAAACUUCUGUCUGUUGUCCCUCCAUAAAGAUAUACUGCUAAAAUAAUAAUAUUAAGUGAAAUAGAGAAUAGUCUCUAGGAAGGGUUUGGUAAGGAGCUCGGCAGGAAGCCUAACAAAAUACCGUCCUUAGUGAACAGGAAGUGAGGGAACAUUUUAUUCUGAAGACAGGGGUUCGUUCAGCGGUUGUGGGUGUUUCUUUUAAUCAUAGCAUGGUGUUCUGUCUGUUGCUCUAUUCCUGACCUCAGCUCAACUGUAGUAAAUGGAAGGCUGUAGGCAAAUGAGUGCCAAGUGAGUGUGAUCUAUUUCUGUGUCGCUCCGCUUGUUCAGCAUUGUUACGUGGCCCAAAGCAUGAUAGGAUGGAAACUCUAAUGUGAUUAGCUCAGGAGCUACUUGUGGUGAAGCAGCUAAAUACAGAUAUACAAAGGUACUUGCACAAUAUGCUUCAUCAUUUCAUCAAGUAGUAUAUUUAUUUUUAUUUAAUAAAAAAUGAUUUUACUAACCCAUCA